UUUCCCUACACCGCAGCAGUAGCAGAGACUGAGUACGGUGCGCGAGCGCGGCCAAGCGACCGAGGGGCACUCGGGGCUUCGGAGCCUUUUCGCAGGAGAAGGGGGCUCCAGUCAGCUCAAAAAUUAAUUUGUGGGAAAUAAAACAACGCGUAUUUGUGUCUGUGGCUUUACAUUACUCGGAGCACGACAUCGAUCGAUCCGGGCCAACGGAAUAAUGGUCUUCUGGUGCAGUGACCUCCUGGUCACUGUGUGAAGGGAGCCGCUGAAGCCCCCACGGGAACCCUAAGGAGAGGGGACUCUGACAUUCUUUUGGUCCUGUGCCAUCAUACCUGCCACGCCUCAUGGAGUAGCAGCUCCUUGACCAUUUUCAUCACAUACGAAGAUCAGGGAAAACAGUGCCGGGGUCAGUUUUCUCAAAAAGUGGAUCCGGCAACCGAGAGAACAUGUCAUCCAACAGGAACCAGAACCCCCAUGGGCUGAAGCAGAUCGGGCUGGACCAGAUCUGGGAUGAUCUUCGGGCAGGGAUACAGCAGGUGUACACCAGACAGAGUAUGGCCAAGUCUCGCUACAUGGAGCUCUACACACAUGUUUAUAAUUACUGCACAAGUGUACAUCAGUCGAACCAGGCCCGAGGGGCAGGCGUCCCUGCUUCAAAGCCUUCCAAGAAGACCCCCAGCCCCGGUGGGGCACAGUUUGUGGGGCUGGAGCUCUACAAGAGACUGAAGGAAUUCCUGAAGAACUACCUGACAAACCUGCUCAAGGAUGGCGAGGACCUGAUGGAUGAGAGUGUGCUGAAGUUUUACACGCAGCAAUGGGAGGACUACAGGUUCUCCAGCAAAGUCCUCAAUGGCAUCUGUGCCUACCUCAACCGCCACUGGGUUCGUCGUGAGUGCGAUGAGGGUCGCAAGGGCAUCUAUGAAAUCUACUCGCUUGCCUUGGUAACGUGGAGAGAGUUCUUAUUUAGACCCGUGAAUAAACAAGUAACAAACGCAGUGCUGAAGCUGAUUGAGAAGGAGCGAAACGGGGAAACCAUAAACACGCGGCUGAUCAGUGGUGUGGUCCAGUCCUACGUUGAACUGGGUCUGAACGAAGAUGAUGCUUUUGCUAAGGGACCCACGCUGUCUGUAUACAAGGAGAACUUUGAGACCCAGUUCUUGGCAGACACGGAACGCUUCUACACCAGGGAGAGUACGGAGUUCCUGCAACAAAACCCCGUGACAGAGUACAUGAAGAAGGCAGAGGCACGGCUUCUGGAGGAGCAGCGUCGGGUGCAGGUGUACCUCCACGAGAGCACGCACGAUGAGCUUGCGCGCAAGUGUGAACAGGUGCUCAUCGAGAAGCAUUUGGAGAUCUUUCACAUGGAGUUCCAGAACCUGCUGGAUGCUGACAAAAAUGAGGACCUGGGUCGCAUGUACAACCUGGUUUCCAGGAUCACCGAUGGCUUGGGGGAGCUGAAGAAGCUGCUGGAAUCACACAUUCACAACCAGGGUUUGGCUGCUAUAGAGAAGUGUGGAGAAGCUGCUCUCAAUGAUCCGAAAAUGUAUGUGCAGACAAUCUUAGAUGUUCACAAGAAGUACAAUGCACUAGUAAUGUCCGCGUUCAACAACGAUGCUGGCUUUGUCGCUGCGCUGGACAAGGCUUGCGGGCGCUUCAUCAACAACAAUGCUGUGACCAAGAUGGCUCAGUCGUCUAGCAAGUCGCCUGAAUUGUUGGCCAGAUAUUGUGAUUCGCUGCUGAAGAAGAGCUCUAAAAAUCCAGAGGAGGCUGAGCUGGAGGAUACCCUGAACCAAGUGAUGGUGGUCUUCAAGUACAUUGAAGACAAAGAUGUGUUUCAGAAGUUCUAUGCCAAGAUGCUGGCCAAGAGGCUGGUGCACCAGAAUAGCGCUAGUGACGACGCCGAGGCCAGCAUGAUCUCCAAGCUGAAGCAAGCGUGUGGCUUCGAGUACACGUCUAAGCUGCAGCGCAUGUUUCAAGACAUCGGCGUCAGUAAGGACCUGAACGAACAAUUCAGGAAGCACCUCUCCAACUCUGAGCCACUGGACCUGGACUUCAGUAUACAGGUACUCAGUUCGGGCUCCUGGCCAUUCCAGCAGUCCUGCACAUUCGCUUUACCAUCCGAGCUUGAGAGGAGCUACCAAAGAUUCACCGCCUUCUAUGCCAGCAGACACAGCGGCCGCAAGCUCACCUGGCUGUACCACCUGUCCAAAGGGGAGCUGGUUACCAACUGCUUCAAGAACAGAUAUACCCUGCAGGCAUCCACGUUCCAGAUGGCCAUUCUACUGCAGUACAACACAGAGGACACGUACACUGUGCAGCAGCUCAUCGACAGCACACAGAUCAAAACGGACAUAUUAGUGCAAGUUUUGCAAAUCUUGCUAAAGUCCAAAUUACUGGUCCUGGAAGAUGAGAAUGCCAAUGUGGAUGAAGUAGACUUCAAGCCAGAAACUUUAAUAAAACUUUUCUUAGGUUAUAAGAAUAAGAAGUUGCGGGUCAACAUUAAUGUGCCAAUGAAAACAGAGCAGAAGCAGGAACAGGAAACCACUCACAAGAACAUCGAGGAAGACAGAAAGCUGCUUAUACAGGCUGCCAUUGUCAGAAUCAUGAAGAUGAGGAAGGUGCUGAAACACCAGCAGCUACUUGCAGAAGUACUGAACCAGCUGUCAUCCAGGUUUAAACCGCGGGUCCCUGUCAUCAAGAAAUGCAUCGACAUCUUGAUAGAGAAGGAAUAUCUGGAGCGUGUCGACGGGGAGAAGGACACCUACAGCUACUUAGCAUAAUUUUUUCCCCACCCCCUUCUAAGUGUCUCUUAAGUGAAACGUCAUUACUUUUGCCAUUUGGAGAAUGGGGUAAGGAGUGCAGCACAGAAGAGGAACAAAUGAGCAAAGUAGAGUCUGUAUGGCAGCUGGUGAAGUGGGAGUGAAGCUGGGCUUCCCCCCUCGAGUGGAGACCUGGAGAGCUUGUUGGCCUCAUACCCUGACGUUACUCACAAACUGCUCAGGAUCAACAUGACACCUUUUCAUAUGUAAAUAUGGACAGCAGUACUUCACCUUUACAUUAAGAUAGAUUCUAUACCCUCUGUGGGGAGGGGCUCGCAUGCUACUGCAUAUCUGCUUUUAAGUUAAAGUAUAAAUAAAAUUAUCAGCUUUUGAGAACUGCUGCUUACAGUGGCGGUUGUCGUUUAAGAGAAUUUCUGAAUGCAAUUCCGGCAGGACUUUCAGAGAGCAAAGGUGAGUCUGUGCCCUCUGUACUGUCUAAUGUGCGUUGUUCCUACAGCGAGAGACAUUUGUAUAGUGCGUUUCAUUUUCUAAAUGUGUGAAAUAAAAAUUGUUUCUCUAUGCCGUUCAUGUCAGAG
Molecule: messenger RNA, 3352 nt
Organism: Scleropages formosus (Asian bonytongue)
Lineage: Eukaryota; Metazoa; Chordata; Actinopteri; Osteoglossiformes; Osteoglossidae
Product: cullin-1-like
Exons: 22
Coding region: 444-2777 (777 amino acids)
Biological process (GO): ubiquitin-dependent protein catabolic process
Cellular component (GO): cullin-RING ubiquitin ligase complex
Molecular function (GO): ubiquitin protein ligase binding
Source: RefSeq, a predicted model, not a curated record